Saxophila tyrrhenica is the source of this 2529-nucleotide messenger RNA. RefSeq lists its product as uncharacterized. The record is from RefSeq and is a predicted model, not a curated record. Bases 1 to 2529 code for a protein of 842 amino acids. Gene Ontology annotation, cellular component: cell division site. Gene Ontology annotation, molecular function: protein binding. The transcript is spliced from 2 exons. Gene Ontology annotation, biological process: negative regulation of G2/M transition of mitotic cell cycle. NCBI's taxonomy places the organism in Eukaryota, Fungi, Ascomycota, Dothideomycetes, Mycosphaerellales, Extremaceae.
AUGGCCUCCAAACGCAAACCCACCCACCUCACCCUCACCAGCGACGACCUCUCCCACCCCCCAUUACCCCCCAAAGCGCCCUUCCACCUCGAUCUCCCCUCCCCGCGAACCGGCGAGCGAGCCCCCGCCCUCUCCCCCCUCGAUGCCAUCGCCGCCCAGUCCCGCCAGCUGCAGCUGCGCUUUCAAAUGCCCACGGAAGACGGCCGGCGCAUUAGCAGAUUACCCGCUACAGACGUUGCGAGGGAGUUCGCCAGUCGGCCGGAUUAUUUUCGUGGAUUGAUGACGCCUGGGGAGCAGGGGGAAUUGGGGGAUGUGCCGGAGGAGACGAGUCCCACGGGGAAUACGAACACGGGGAAUGUGGUGCAAGGAGGCAAGGCGCAGGAUAGGCCGAUGAGCCAUUAUCCCAUGUUCGGCAAUGCGGGACGGGAGAGCAGGGAGGAGAGUCGCAUGUCGCAGGUCAGCGAGGUGUCGGUUGAGGAGGAAGAGGAGACGGGUGCUACGCCGUUUUUUAACGCGCAGGCUACGCCUUUCUACGAUGCGCAGGAGCAGGUUCCUAAAGCGCAGCAGACGCAGGGGUACUUCAACCUGGGUGCUCCGCGCGCCAUGAGUCCGGAGCCCGUGGAUCGGAGGAUGGUCAAUGUGCAGGCGGCGACGCCGACGCAUAUACCUAGCCUGACGAGCAGUGUGGAUUCGAUCCAGUCGGCGCCGCAGGCGAGGACGCUGACGAACGGAUCGACGAGGAGUCAGCGGAGUUUGGCGCCGCCGAAGAGCCCGGCGUACCCGAAGAGUCCGAGGAGUAUGCAGAGUAUACGCUCUGUGCCGCCGGAUAGUGGGGAUGAGGAGGGCUCGACGAACAGCUCGUAUCCUGUUUCUUCGUCGCGGAAGUUCUCGGGGAGCAGUGGGAUGUCGAGACCGCAGUCGCCGUUUUCGCCGUACAUGCCGCCGUUGCCGCGGUCGCCUAGCAUGUCGUCGGAGUUUUCUGCGACAGGAUCGCAGCGGAGGAUGAACUUCUCGCGCCCGCUGAGCAGUAGUAGUAUGCGGCCGCAGCCGGAGCAUAGGCCGUCAUACGACAGCCGGUCCUCUUUUGAGACGCAGCGGUCGGUCGAGAUGCCGCUGAGGCAGAUGUCGGGGAGCACGCAGCCUUCUUCUGGUGUGCCUUCGAGGCAGGCUUCAGGGGAUGAUGCGGAGGAUGGACGGCAGACUCCUCAGAUUCCGGGGGCGUUUAUUGAUGAGAACGGGGAUGAGAGGCCGACUACUUCGUAUACGUAUGCGAAGUUUACGCUGCCGCGGGGGAAGAAGGUGGAGAGGUCUUCAAGAGGGACGAGGGAGUCAUGGAUCCAGAAGCAGUUUACCUGGGACGAUGCUGCUACGCCGCCGGCAGAGGAACCAGCGCAGAUGGAGCAAUCACCUCGCGACACAACGCCUGUCAAGCACUUCGCUCCUCCUCCCCCGGCAGAGCUUACACCACCCAUCUCCGAGCCCUCACCCUCACCCUCAUCCGAAAUCCUAGAACCGCCACCCACACUCGCCCGCCCACCCCUCCGCCCCUCCACCCAAGCCGGCUCCGAACGCACCCUCCCCUCCCACCAAGAACGCCUCGUCCGCACCCGCGCAACGUCAAGCGCGACACGCUCCCGCUCCGCCGAACCACGCACUCUACCCAAAGCCACCGCCGUACACAAAUCCACCCCCUCCGUCCGCACCGCCAACACCGACUCCACCGAUCGCACCAUCCGUCCCGGGGGCGUCUCGACACACACCCGCACCCCCUCCUCCUCCGAAAUGACCGCCGAAGAACACCUCGAGAUAGGAAUCCAAACUCACAGUGCAGGCGAACUCAGCAAAUCCACCUACCAUCUCCGCAUCGCCGCGCGCGAGGGCAGUCCGACGGGCAUGCUGCUCUACGCCCUCGCGUGCCGCCACGGCUGGGGCAUGCGGCCGAACCAGGCGGAAGGCGUGCGCUGGCUGCGCGCCGCCAUUUCCUCUUCGGGGUUGCAGGUCGCGGACCUCGAAUCCUCGUCUACCCCGUUGUUGCCCGGCCUCGACGUGCUGGAGAAGAAGACGCGCAAAGCGCAGUUCGCGCUCGCCAUCUACGAGUUGGGGAUAAGUUAUAUGAACGGCUGGGGCUGCGACAAAGACAGGCCUUUGGCGGUGCAGUGUUACGAAGUCGCGGGCAGCUGGGGGGAUGUCGAUGCCUUGGCAGAGGCGGGUUUUUGUCAUGCGAAAGGGAUCGGGGUCCGGAAGGAUUUGAGCAAGGCCGCCGGGCUUUAUCGGCGGGCGGCGGAGGGGGGGAUGGGGAUGGCGGGGAAUUCGUGGAUCUACAAACAAAAAUACAUGCCCUCCCCCGCGGACGACAAGGACGCCGGACAGAAGGUUAAAAAGGACGUUGAUGCUUCACUAUCCUCUAUCGCAUCGUCGAUUGCGAAGGACGGAGGCGGGAAGAAAGAAGACAAGGAGAAGGAGAAGGAGAAGGACAAGACCCCCGGCCGGGCGCGGGCAAGGUCGCUUUGGGGCAGGAGUCGGAAAUGA